Molecule: messenger RNA, 789 nt
Organism: Colletotrichum chrysophilum
Lineage: Eukaryota; Fungi; Ascomycota; Sordariomycetes; Glomerellales; Glomerellaceae
Exons: 1
Coding region: 1-789 (262 amino acids)
Source: RefSeq, a predicted model, not a curated record
AUGUCUCCUCAAAACACUUUCACAUUCCUCCUUACCCUUGCUGCCGGUGCUGCUGCCGGCCGGGUCCAGUACAGACAAGUGGACUGCUCUACGACAACAACACUAGACGCCCUUACCGUCACCAGAGUAGAGCCCAUCUCGAUAUAUAUCCUCCCUGAACAACAGCAACAGCAGCCCACAGGUACGGGAGCAGACGAUGAGGGUUUCACGGCAGUCUACACAACCGUCUACCCAACCUUCGCUCCGGAAUGUUCUGAGGGUUUGAGGGCGGAGACUUACACCAUCACACAAACUUGCUCUGGCUCCAUCACCCAAUGCCACGGAUACGGUGAUGACCUGCCCCCAGGCUUCACCACCACUCAGGCAGUUUGCAACGACGGCCCCACACCAGUCACUGCGGUCCUCACCGUCCCUCAGGAGACUGAUGCCGUGGUCACUGUCACUGUCGAGGAGGUCAUCACCGAGCCCGGUCUGACUACUACUCGCCUGGUCACCAAGACCUGCGCCAACGGCCCUUGUCUGCCAGACAUUACUGCCGCCGCCGUUCCUGGAGCCGACAGGUUAACCAUCAACGGAGGCACUAUUGUGCUGCCUGUCACGGUCACCAAGACUGAGACCGACAAGACGACAGCAACUGAGAAAGAGACCGCCACGGUCACCACUACCAGCGACUCCAACGAGUUCAACCCCAACGGCUUCAACAGCGGAGCGGGACACAUGAUCCCCUCUAAUAAGUCCAUGGUCUUUGCCAUGAGUGCGUUCGCUCUCUUGUUUCUUUUGUCAGCAUAA